GGCGCGCGUCGACGCCCGGUCUCCGUUCCGCGCUACAAAGCGCGCGCGGAGCUGGAUUGGCUUGGCAGUAGUAGUAGGACCCAACAGCAGGACAACUCGCCAAAAAGGAACAGAGAGCUCAUCUCCCCGUGCCUUUUUGCCUCAUAGUAUCUUUGGUGAUGAAGUUCACAGGAAAUGCCUUUGCAUCGAUGGAGGGUGUACGGAAUAUGAAUCGUUUUUAGGAGAUUCAGUCGUUUUCGUUUGUUAUUUUGUUGUGAAAAGUGCCGUUUUUUGGGUUGGAGAAACCAAACGGGAUAUUAUCGUCUUUGCAACUCACGUGCGUAAUGUCUGUUCGUGCUUUGUGAAUUUACGCACCGCAGUAAAUAAGAAUUGUACCAGGUUAAUUCUGCAAAUGCGAGGACCUUGGACUGUACAUUCAUCCGGUGGAUACGGGGUCGGUGCUCCAGCCUGGUGGAGGUAGAGAGCCGGUGGUAGUGGCGAAGGAUGAUCUUGACGGUGUUUCACAAGUGGAGGAGCGCGCGUUACUUCUGGAUUAUUUCCACGGUCAUGAUUCUGUUGCCUCUGAUCUGCGUUUUGCAUUCGGCUGAAGCGGCGCCUUCCCUGGCGACGGGACAGCUGGACAUCGGGGUGGAUUGGCUGAGCAAGUUUGGAUAUCUCCCGCCCCCGGACCCUGUGACUGGCCAGCUCCAGACCCAGGAAGCCCUGACCAACGCCAUUAAAGCCAUGCAGAAGUUUGGAGGGCUGACAGAGACCGGAGUCCUAGACCAGGCCACGCUGGGCCUGAUGCAGACUCCCAGAUGUUCUCUGCCAGAUGUGUCUGAGCCAGACGGGACGACGGGCCGCAGCCGACGGAGCCUGAAACCCCAGAACAAGUGGACCAAGAGACACCUCUCCUGGAGGGUGAGGACGUUCCCCAAGGAGUCGGCGCUGCUGGGGCGGGACACGGUGCGGGCGCUCAUGCACUACGCGCUCAAGGUGUGGAGCGACAUCGCGCCGCUCAACUUCCACGAGGUGGCGGGCAGCGAAGCUGACAUCCAGAUCGACUUCACCAAGGCGGACCACGACGACGGCUACCCCUUCGACGGGCCGGGGGGCACCGUGGCCCACGCCUUCUUCCCCGGAGAGCGCUUCACGGCCGGCGACACGCACUUUGACGACGACGAGGCCUGGACCUUCAGGUCCCCAGACACCCACGGCAUGGACCUGUUUGCGGUGGCCGUCCACGAGUUUGGCCACGCCAUCGGGCUGGUCCACACCUCGGCCCUGGAGUCCAUCAUGAGGCCGUACUACCAGGGGCCCGUGGGAGACCCCCUGAAGUACGACCUGCCCUACGAAGACAAGGUCCGCGUCUGGCAGCUCUACGGGGUCCGGGACUCUGUUUCCCACACCCAGGGACCAGGAAACCCCCCCGACACGGAGGAACCCCCCGUCCUGCUGGACCUCCCUGACAACAGGUCCACUGUCCUGUAUGCACGGGACGCCCCGGACAGAUGCACCAGCCCCUUUGACGCCGUGGCCCAGAUCAGAGGAGAGGCCUUCUUCUUUAAAGGGAGGUACUUCUGGAGGCUGACCCGGGAGAAGCACCUGGUGUCUCUGCGGCCGGCCCAGAUCCAGCGCUUCUGGAGGGGUCUGCCUGCCAACCUGGAUGGCCUGGACGCCGUGUACGAGAGGCCCGGGGACCACAAGAUUGUCUUCUUCAAAGGUCUGAAGUACUGGGUCUUCAAAGACAACAAUGUGGAGGAGGGUUACCCUCGACCAAUCAGUGACUUCGGCCUGCCCGUGGAGGGCUUGGACGCCGCCUUCGUCUGGCCGCACAACGACAAGACCUACUUCUUCCAGGGCGCCCACUACUGGCGCUACGACGACCACCUGAGGCGCAUGGACCCGGGGUACCCCAAAGACGCCUCGCUCUGGAAGGGGCUGCCCCCCAACCUGGACGACGCCAUGCGGUGGUCUGACGGCUCCUCCUACUUCUUCAAAGGAAAGGAGUACUGGCGCGUGCUGGCCAGCGACAUGGAGGUGGAGGCGGGGUUCCCGCGGCUCAUCGCCAAGGACUGGCUGCACUGCACCGAGAUGCAGUCGGACUCUCCCAACGUCGAGGGCAAGUUCCCCGAGGACGGCGGCAGGCACCUCCCCGACCACGCCGAGAACGGCUACGAGGUGUGCUCCUGCACCUCCGACACUGCCUCCCCGCCGGGGGUCAGUGCCUCCCCUUCAACCCCCCUCUGGCUCCUCCCACCGCUCUGGACGUUCCUAUUGGCCCUCGGCUCCGCGCCUCUAUGAUGACAGAGCCGGAGGGCCCAGAGUCGUUGAACUCACAAACCAGGAAGUCAGAGGGCCGAGUCGGCCGAGAGCACGGUCAGGAGGAGGGCCUCAUUGGUUAGGAGCGAGGACAGGACCAGCUUCUCAUUGGUUGGGCGCGAGGGGGACAAUCUGUUUGAACCGCCAGAGAAAGUGUGUACUCCUACAUUGUAUAGUUAUGUUGCUGAUUUUCUGCUAUUUAUUUACUAUUCUGUUUGAUGGACUCAAAAAGCAUUUCAUUAUCCAAGCAUUUGUUUUUUUGUUUUUUACUAAACGGAAAGCGCUACGGCAUUCAACUGCCCCUCUGCCAUCUGUGUGCGUCUUGAAAGGAUUAGAAAUCUGUUGGACAGAAUCAAUGCCUAGAGCCGCUGGUAUGAGGAAGAUAUAGCCUGAAGUAUAUUUCCUGAUGGUAAACAUCCAGCGUUCUAGAAACCUACUGCAGCGAUGGCUCAGCCCCACUGAAAUCCAAGUUGGAAGGUGAACUACGGAGAUGAAUGGCCGAUUGGAUGUUUCAGAGCGAGUAAACUGAACUGCAUGAAACCUAAGUGGUAUUGUUGGUGGGUACACAAUCGUAAGGGCUAGUUAGUGAUGGAUAACUAAGAGUAAAUGUUAUCAUUAUAUCAGAUUAUAUUGACAUUGACCAGCAGACACCUCGGGCAUGACCUGUUGUCCAAUCACAGUUAUGAAUAAAUAAAGUGCUUUCUGUUUUUGCUUCAAUUUUGGUUUUGAUUCAAUUGUGUUUAGAUUGAGUCUAAUGGUUCUCAUGUAUGUUUGACUCUGACCAUUGCUAUAGAUCCGAACGCAUUAGAACCAUGAGACUCAAUCAAACAGAAUUUAAUCUAAACAAAGAUCGAGCAGAAAUUGCUGAUUGCAGCCUUAAACCUGCAUUAUGUUAGUCAACCCAUUGGCAAACUCUAGUUGCUUGAGUUGUCCCCAUCAUUUCAAGAUAAACUGUCGUCUGAGAUUUUUCCAUGGUGGGAUUGCGGGAGUGGGUUGGCAUUCUGGCAAGUCAGACAUUCCUUGUUGUUUUCCUCUUGCUUUACCUAUCAAAUGGUUUGACAUGGAUGGACUCGCUCAUUGCCUUUGUCUCUAGACUGCACUAUCGAAAAAGGUAAAGGAAACUCUUAAGAGUAACUUUGAACUCGUAAUUCAGGCAGCAUUAGAUAACUGUGGAUUUUGUUGUGUUAUUUUUAUAUUCACGAUUGGUGUAUGGAACCUCUGGAUGGCUGUUUAUCUCAGACACUCUCUGCCCUCCCGCCAAGAUGCUAAUGGUGGCUAACGAAUGACCAAGAGGAAGACAAGAUGGCCGCCGGGCGUCUUAUUAACCUCGACCCAUGUCAGCUGGAUGGACCUCAAGGACUUUCUUCUUACUCUGCAGAUAUAUUUACAUACGAUUCAGAGAGAUAAAGAUAACGAUAUAUUUGACAUGAAAAGUCACAUUAGAAAAUGUCAACUGAAAUAAUGUACAUUUAAAGUGUGUUUUCUAAUGUGAUACUAUUUUUGUAGAAAAAAUAAAGAUGGGACCAACUUUGAUGGCCAAAUUAUG
Molecule: messenger RNA, 3847 nt
Organism: Gadus morhua (Atlantic cod)
Lineage: Eukaryota; Metazoa; Chordata; Actinopteri; Gadiformes; Gadidae
Product: matrix metalloproteinase-17-like
Exons: 10
Coding region: 484-2283 (599 amino acids)
Biological process (GO): extracellular matrix organization; collagen catabolic process; proteolysis
Cellular component (GO): extracellular matrix
Molecular function (GO): zinc ion binding; metalloendopeptidase activity
Source: RefSeq, a predicted model, not a curated record